ACUUUCUAUUGGAUUUCAAUCACCAGCGAUUACGGACGUUCCGCCACCACACCACUUCAUAAUCAAGGUAAUAUUGUAAGCCCCCUUGAAUUUUAAUAUACCUAUUAAAUAAACCGUCAAACUUAAUUGUAUUUCAAACUAAAACCUGGUGCUUUUGUUUUCUUAUCUUUCCAAUAAAAAACACUGGUGCACUUAUCGAGUCUAUACCCAUUAAGUCGCCAGGGUUUUUCAUGGUCCAUCUUCGCCAGGAACUAUAAUUAACCAGAGCAAAGCAAAUACAGUCCACUGCAGCUAAACAAAGGCGCCAUUCUUUGAAUAUACCAGCGGUCAAGGGUCACUAGCGGUCUCCAGAUUAUUACAUCUGCGUAUACAACCGUCCGCCAGCAUCAACUGGAGAAUUGCCACAAACACCAGCGUGAAGUUACAAUAAGUCGGGAACGUACCACAUCAGUACACAACACCCAAAUUAAGCACCAGCACCACAUUAAAAAACAUUCAGGAGUUUUAAAGAAUGCCUCGCUUCACGGCCACCCGCACUAAGACCGAAAAACGUGUCGAUCAUUUUAAGAUUCCUUGUCGGUUGUGCGGUAACAACCACGGAGUACGACUCUGCCCCAUAUACCGAGGGAAAUCCGCAGAGGAAAGGUUGCGGGCGAUUUUGAUACAUCGGUACUGUCCCAACUGUUUGUCGCCAUUCCAUCGGAUCGAAAUAUGUGGAAGCAAUGACCGAUGCCACCGCUGCGGCGAAAAGCACCAUACCUCCCUGCAUAUUGAAGACUACGGCGAUCCAAGGGAAACGACGGAAAAUCACCCCGAUAACGACGACGGCUCUGACGGAGCGAUUUCGCUCUACGGUUCCGAUCAAACGACGUCAUGGGCGAAGCAGGUAGAGGCAGAAGAGGUGGAAAGACGGGAAGAGAUAAUCCCUUCACCACCAGACGGCGGCUUGAAAACCCGCAAGAUUCGACCGCCGCUACAGCACGAACUUGAAGCAGACAGUCCCAUUCCAGCAGUGCUCACACACACACAGCCAACGGGCGGUCAACGAAAUGACGCGGAAACUAGUCCUUUUCGCUCAUAUCGGCGCGGAACCAAUUCUGGCCACCGAGAUGACGCGGAAACUCGUCCUUUUCGCUCAUUUUGGCGCAAACGUAAUUGCAGCCAGCGUGAUGGCGCGGAAACUCGUCCUUUUCGCUCGUCGCGUUGGCAAGCAAUAAGGGCCGCACGACACCGACGUGGCGACCGUUCCUCCCUCACCAUCCAACGCAUUCCAUCGGGUGGAUUCCGGACAGGCAAGUUAAAAACAAUCGCGGUUCCAGCACCAAUAAUGCGCUCAUUCGUAGCCAUCGCCCCAACCGCAAUUGUACGAAUCGAGUCAGGCGGCCGACUUCAUCUGGUGCGGGCGUUGAUUGACUCUUGCGCCCCCAGCAGUACCAUCGACAGGGACCUAGCACGGGAGCUUCAGCUCGAAGUCAGCAACGCCCGCGCGAAAACAUGUUCCCUCGUGCUGCGAGGAAAGUACGGGGUCGCGGAACGAGUAAUUACUCAGGCCAGGCUAGUUACGCGAUACAACCGACUCAGCCCCGCGGCUAACAUCGACCCAACGAUAGCGACGCCGUUUCAAUUUAUGCGUCUGGCGGAUCCACAGUUCUAUCGGGCCACCCCCACUCGACUAACACUUGGCGCUGAUGUAUACGCCCAGGUCAUGGUAUGUGGCACUCCGCCAACAACGAUCGGCGGUUUACUGGCGCAAGCUUCCAUGUUCGGGCUGAUUAUAUCAGGAGCUCACCAAAUGUGACAAAAUAGUUAAAAUUUUAUAUUUAGUAUUCAUGAAUACAUACCGAAUUUAAAUAAAAGUGCAAUGAAAUGAUCAA
Messenger RNA from Rhagoletis pomonella (apple maggot), 1874 nucleotides. RefSeq lists its product as uncharacterized. NCBI's taxonomy places the organism in Eukaryota, Metazoa, Arthropoda, Insecta, Diptera, Tephritidae. The transcript is spliced from 2 exons. Bases 512 to 1798 code for a protein of 428 amino acids. The record is from RefSeq and is a predicted model, not a curated record.